UUGUUUCAUCCCGUGUGCCCGGAUGUACCCGUGGGGCAAUAAGCUACGUCAUUGUUCACCGCCGGACACCCGCUGGAAAUGAGGAAUGGAUUUACAGGCGCUAUUAACGUGUUCGUAAGAGAUUCCAGCAUGAACAAUGACCAUAGUUGACAGAUCUUCAGAAAAGUCUGACCACGAGUCAGUCGGGUGUAACCGAUCUCCCUUCACCAGAGGAGACGCGGGGAUGGACGGCAGCUGUUCCAGCAGCUGGGCGAUGGGUCCCACCAUGCCAAGUGACUCUCCUCGGCUGAAGGCUCCAGGAGGCUGCCUGGGCCCGACACCUGGAGCUGCCUACUACAAUAGUUCUCUCUCAUCUGUGGACCGGCCCAAGGAGCAAGUGAUCAGCAAUGGUGACGGCAUUGAGUUGCCGCAGAAGGUCCUCUUCCCUCCAGACCGCCUCAAUCUGAAGUGGACCCAGGUUCACCGUAUCGGUGCCGGACUUAAGAACAUGGGGAACACAUGCUUCCUCAACUCAGCGCUACAGUGUCUCACCUACACGCCUCCAUUUGCUAACUUCUUGCUGACAGGCGAGCACUCUAAAACAUGUCACGUGCCGGGGUUCUGUAUGAUGUGUUCCAUGGAAAACCACAUCAUUGAGGUCUUUUCCAACUCUGGGAAUGUCAUCAAGCCCGUUGGAGUGCUUAAUGAGCUCCAUAGGAUAGCAAAGCACUUCAACAUUGGAAGACAAGAGGAUGCCCAUGAAUUCCUGCGGUACACAGUGGAUGCUAUGCAAAAGUCCUGCUUACCUGGAACCAAAUUGGACAGGCAGACACAGGCCACUUCUUUCAUCCAUCAAGUUUUUGGCGGGUACCUAAGGUCCAGAGUUAAGUGUUUAAACUGCAACGCAGUUUCGGAUACAUUUGACCCCUUUUUAGAUAUCACUCUGGAAAUUAAGAUGGCUUCAAGCGUGUCAAAAGCUCUGGAGCAGUUUGUUAAGCCGGAGCAGCUGGAUGGAGAAAACGCCUACAAAUGCACCAAGUGCAAAAAAACGGUCACAGCCUCGAAGAGAUUUAGUAUCCAUCGCAACGCCACCGUGCUCACCCUCUCACUCAAACGCUUUGCAAAUUUCAGUGGAGGCAAAAUUACAAAGGAUGUCAAAUAUCCAGAGUACCUGGACAUGCGGCCGUUCAUGUCUCAGACUCAAGGAGAGUCCCAACUCUACGGCCUGUACGCUGUGCUGGUCCACUCUGGAUACAGCUGUCACGCUGGACACUACCUCUGCUAUAUUAAGGCGAGCAAUGGUCAGUGGUAUGAGAUGAAUGACGCCUCUGUGUCCGUGUGCGACAUCAGCACUGUUCUCAACCAGCAGGCCUAUGUCAUGUUCUACAUAAAGUCCAGUGAUGGGAAAAAAACAGUAGACUACAGUCACAUGAACCACAACCCUGGAAUCCCUGGUCAGUCGUCACCACGCCCGGUGGUGAAACCGCGCAUCAAAAACCCCGUCCCUCACAACAACAUUGGCUUUAUAGGUCCCAAGCUGCCCCCACACAUGACCAAGAGCACUCUCUACGUCAAUGGGAAUGGAUCUCUGAGGGACUCUCCCAAAAGCUCCAAGCCCAGCACCAGCAGUAGUGUUGGAAAACCUAACCAUGGACUGGCCUCUUCCUCUUCCUCCAUCUCCCACUCAAUCAGCCGGCCCACAAUGAUCCCAGACCAUGACAAACGUCAGAAGCUUUCAUUUUUGAUUAGACAAAGCAAGCAGAACCGCCCAUCCUACUCCUCCUCAUCCUCUUGCAGCCAGCCUUCCUCUGCCAGCAGCUCCUCCUCCAGCUCUCUAUCCCCCUCACAGUCUACCUCAGACGUCCACUCAGAUGUUCGGAUCAUUCCACGUCAGCUUCACCACGUUAACGGCAUGUCUUGCAGUAACGGCGAUCACCACACUCAAGGUAAUGGAGCAUCGCUCCUGGUGCCGUACGGCCAGGAGUCCUCUGAGGAAUCAGACCAGGAGAACUGUGGCGCUCUGGAUAAUGGCUGCUUAGCUAAGUCUCACCUCAACAGAAACAACGGAACAGGAGGCGUCUUUGAGAAAUCUCCUCAAGCCACAAACGGAGAGUCAGAAAUGCACCAUAAUGGUAACGGGUUAAUGAAUGGCGUUUCUAAAUCAUGCCAAAUCAGACACCAUUAUGGACCACCCAAAAUGAAUGGGCACAACACCUCUGACAAGAUCUCUGGCAGUGAUCAUGGAUCUUUGUCCUCGUUGGCUACCAUUGCUGCUAAUGGUUUAGAUGCUGACCAUUGUCCAACAAGCAAAGUGGCUUAUAAUUCAGCCUCGUCAUCAAAGACCUGUUCUUCUCGGAGCAUCCAUCCUGAUGCCAGUGAAAGCCAGCACCUCCCCUCUCCUCAGAAAAGGGCUAAAUAUGUGUCUGAACUGCUGCCUCACAAUACAGCACCCUCCACUGUUAGCAUUCCACCUUCAGCUACUGCUACAAAGACCCAUUCGGUUGCAUCUGGAGAAUCUGCUUCCCUCUCAGCACAUCAUGGCAGCCCAGCAACCUUAUCCACCCUGGCAGAUCGCUCCGAGAGCACCAGUGGGACAUCUGAUGCUCCACAGAAAGUUGGCAUAAGUGGGGAUGAAUCCAAGAAUCUACCACAGAAAAACAGGCCGUCGGCAGGGAUGGAAGGAAGAACGGAAGCCAAGGAGCAGCAACAGUCAAAGCCCAGUUCUAGUGGCAGCAAUGGACAAUAUUCCCGAGACAGAGACAGGCUGCACUCUGACUGGAGCAGAGAGAGAAACUACAGGGACCGGAGCCCAGAUCGGGAGAGUGACGGUGAUCGUCAUCGGCACAGACGGGACUACCGAGAUCACCGCCACAAUCAUCGCUUGCACAGUGAUCGUUUGUCUCCUCACGAUCGACAUUACAGAGACUGGGACUCUGAGCGCCGCUAUGAGCGAACUGUCCACCACCCCAGGGAGAGCUACCGCGACAGGACUUCUCACCAUUACCACCGCCACCGAUCCAGAGAUGAUUGGGACUUUGAGCGGAGGGGGAACGGUCACUCCAACCGCAAAGAGUCUCGUAGUCGCUGGAGGUGGCCGCAGGAGAGUCGAGAAUCCCGGGUAACAAAGGAAAAGAGCAAUGGCAGGGAGAGGAACUCUUACUCUUCAAAAGAAGAGACUUCCUUUCCUGCCACAGUGUCAGAUACAUCGACAAAGUCGAGAUCAGCUCCAAACACAGACGAUCAAAAUCACAAGAGGGCUGCUAAUAAUCUGAGCAAGGAGAGAGACGACAGCCCUGAGGCCUUUCACUCUAAAAAACACAAAAAGAGCAAGAAGAAACAUAAGUCAAAGGACAAAGACCAACACAGAGAGAGCGGAAAUUCUGACGUGGAUUCAGACAGAAUUGCUGAAAUAAAAAAGAAGAAGAAGAAAAACAGGCGGCAACGGGAUGACGGGUCCAAGCAGCAUAGCCCAGGCACCGCACAGAGGCACAAGAACAGAAGCAGCUUGGAACCUGAAAGCCGCAAGCGGAAGUUCUGUCACAUCGAGGACCGUACUUGCAUCAAUGGUUUUCCACCAGAUGCUGAUCCUCGCAUUGACCAUCUACCCCCCAAGCCCAUUUCAGCCACCACUGGUUCAACUCACUGCCAUCUCAAUGGACACACAGGAAACGGUUACAGUCGAACCAAUGGCAACUCCCACUGAUUCUCCAGUGGCAUCAAACACUGACUCUGCACAUCAACAACAUUUAAACAGCAGAUGAAUGACAUCAACAACCUUUUGACAUGGUGCUUCUUCUUCGUUGGGAAUAAUUUGUAUUUUUACCAAAAGUUAAGUGUUAUAAAAUAUUCCGAAAAUCUUUUUUAAGGCGUUAACUAUUUGCCGUAAUUCUCUUUAACUAUGGGCAAAAAAAAUGACGGUCACCUUCUUGAACAUUUAUGAUGAAAAUAUUAAUAUAUACUCAUAUGAACACAAAGCCUGGAGCUUAAAACAUCUCAACUGCUGCUCAGUGGAACUCAGGACUCGAAAAACUUGUUAAACAUCCCAUUACGGAUUAUCCAGCCGCUUCAGAUAAGAAUGGAACAAAAGGGAAGUUGCCUAAGAGUCAAACUGUCAAGGCAUCAUAUUGAAUGAAAGUUCAAGAUGUCACUAUAUCUACAGAGCUUCUGAGUUUUUAAAAUCCAUCCCACUGGGAGCGAGACAAACUGCAGGAGGGAGAUUUUCACGAACGAAGCGGACGAGCAGUGUGGUGGGAACAAGGCUUCGCUGACUGAUACCUCCACUUUAACCCUGGACAGACUUGAGGACAUUUUCCUGCUAUUACGUUUUUCUCCUUUUUUUAUUUUACCGUUUCCAUUUUGCUCUGAAGCCUAAGAUUCACUCUGUAAUUUUUUUACUUUUUUCACAAGAUGAGGAGUUUUGUCUCGCCUAUCUCACAACUCUCUCACUCGCUCUUUCUUUAAAUGAUCAGAAAGAAAGCAUCAAACAUUUAUCACCGCUGUGGACCAUGUGUUUUUGCUUUUUAAUGAAAAAUAAAGUUUGUGUCUUCUAGCGUCAUAAAAGGAUACUGUGAAUUAAAUUUUGAACUGUACUAUCAGUUAUUUUAUAUGCACAAAAAGAUCCUGUAUCAGGAUUAGCAGUAGAUGUUUUGAUUGUUUUGCUUUUGUUUGUAGAAAAACACUUGUUAAUUUUGACCAUGUUCUUUGGUGUAUGGAUUGAUUUUUUUUUUUUUUUUUUUUUCGUUUUGUUAUGUUGUGUUUUUCAACUUUGGACAGACGUUUGAAAAACUGCUGUUAUACCUUUUUAGUUUUAGCAUGUCAGAAUUUAUACAUUGUAUAAGGUAAACGCCUUAAAAUACAUUUGUUUAUGUUUGCAAUUGUAA
Molecule: messenger RNA, 4859 nt
Organism: Platichthys flesus (European flounder)
Lineage: Eukaryota; Metazoa; Chordata; Actinopteri; Pleuronectiformes; Pleuronectidae
Gene: usp42
Product: ubiquitin specific peptidase 42
Exons: 18
Coding region: 137-3682 (1181 amino acids)
Biological process (GO): regulation of apoptotic process; protein deubiquitination
Cellular component (GO): cytosol; nucleus
Molecular function (GO): cysteine-type endopeptidase activity; cysteine-type deubiquitinase activity
Source: RefSeq, a predicted model, not a curated record